Messenger RNA from Impatiens glandulifera, 1741 nucleotides. RefSeq names its product cytochrome P450 77A2-like. The record is from RefSeq and is a predicted model, not a curated record. Gene Ontology annotation, molecular function: heme binding; iron ion binding; oxidoreductase activity, acting on paired donors, with incorporation or reduction of molecular oxygen, NAD(P)H as one donor, and incorporation of one atom of oxygen. Lineage: Eukaryota; Viridiplantae; Streptophyta; Magnoliopsida; Ericales; Balsaminaceae. The transcript has a single exon. Gene Ontology annotation, cellular component: membrane. The coding region runs from base 48 to 1544 and encodes 498 amino acids.
GAUCUCUCUUUACCUUGAAUUAUUUCCCUUGUGUUGCUGCAUGCGCCAUGGAUAUCAUUUUCUCUCUACUCGCCUUCAUUCUAUCAUCCUUCAUCUUCUUCUUCUUUUCCAGAAAAUCAAACUCCAAAAACCUUAAUCUGCCGCCUGGUCCUCCAUGUUUACCCUUUUUCGGUAAUCUUCUUCAGGUUACCCGAUCUGGGAAACCUUUCUUUGAGUACGUGAGAGAGCUGUUACCCAAGUAUGGACCCAUUUUCACUCUCAAAAUGGGGACACGAACUAUGAUCAUCAUCAGCAGUGCGGAUCUUGCUCACCAGGCUCUAAUCGAGAAUGGUCAGAAAUUUGCGAGUCGGCCUAAAGAGAACCCGACCCGAAUCAUAUUCAGCUGUAACAAGUUCACUGUCAAUUCGGCUCUGUACGGAUCCGUUUGGCGGUCGUUGAGGAAGAAUUUGGUGCAGGGAAUGCUUAGCACUAGCAGGCUGAGGGAGUUCCAGAACGUGAGGAACUCAGCUAUGGAUAAAUUCAUCUCGCGGUUGCGAUCUGAAUCAGAUUCUAAUCAGGGGUUGGUUUGGGUUCUUAAAAACGCUCGAUUCGCCGUGUUCUGCAUACUUCUAUCAAUGUGUUUCGGUCUGGAUUUGGAAGAAGAAACUAUAGAGGCUGUGGAUCAGUUGAUGAAGACAGUUUUGAUCACUCUGGACCCGAGAAUAGACGAUUUCAUGCCAAUCCUUAGUCCACUUUUCUCCAAGCAGAAAAAGAAAGCCAUGGAGGUACGUGAGGUGCAAAUUCAGACUCUACUUCCACUAAUCGAGAAACGCCGAGCAUUGAUUAAGAAUGACAAUAUCAAUACCAAUGACGUCGCCCGCUUCUCCUACCUGGACAGCCUCUUCGAUUUCAAGAUCGAAGGGAAAAAAGAACUCACAACGCCUGAAAUGGUAACCCUCUGUUCAGAAUUCCUAAACGGCGGGACGGACACCACCGCCACCGCAAUGGAAUGGGCCGUAGCCAGACUAAUCGAAAACCCAAGCAUUCAGUCCAAACUCUACGAGGAAAUCAAAUCCACAGUCGGGGAUAGAAAGUUAGAGGAAAGUGACGUAGAAAAGAUGAGUUACCUAAACGCAUUCGUAAAAGAACUUCUACGGAAGCACCCGCCAACUUACUUCUCGCUGACUCAUGCAGUGACCGAGCCGGCGAAGUUAGCCGGAUACGACAUACCCAUUAACGCCAACGUGGAAUUCUACUUGCCGGGGAUAUCGGAGGAUCCUAAGCUAUGGUCGAAACCGGAAAAGUUCGAUCCGGAAAGGUUCUUGAGCGGCGGCGAGGAUGCUGACAUUACUGGAGUCACCGGAGUGAAGAUGAUGCCGUUUGGAGUAGGGAGGAGGAUUUGCCCGGGACUGGGAAUGGCGAUGGUGCAUGUGAAUCUAAUGCUGGGGCGCCUGGUGCAAGAAUUUGAGUGGUUGGAGGAUUCGAAAGUGGAUUUUGGUGAGAAAUUGGAAUUUACUGUUGUUAUGAAGAAUACGCUUAGGGCAAGGAUCAGUCCUAGGGCAUGAACAGCUUCAUGCGUACUUCACUACGUACUACUGCUACUGAUGGUUUGGAAUUAGAAUGCUGCUGCCGUACGAUAUAUUAUUAUUCAUAGUAUUAUUUAAUAAUGUCUUUUAAAAUGUACCGUCUUUUUUUUUUUUUUUCUCUCUUGAGUAGUUGGAGGAUUCUGGAUUUUGGUGAGAAAUUGGGAUUUACUGUUGUU